GUCAUGUGCUUUUUUUACUGAGGAGUGGCUUCCAUCUAGCCACUCUAGCACAAAGGUCUGAUUGGUGGAGUGCUGCAGAGAGGGUUGUCUUUCUGGAAGUUUCUGCCAUUUCCACAGAGGAACUCUGGAGCUCUGUCAGAGUGACCAUCAGGUUCUUGGUCACCUCCCUGACCAAGGCACUUCUCCCACGAUUGCUCAGUUUGGCCGGGCGGUCAGCUCUAAGAAGAGUUUUGGUGGUUCCAAACUUCUUCCAUUUAAGAAUGAUUUUUGGUUCUCCAGAUCUGUGCCUCGACACAAUCCUGUCUCGGAGCUCUACUGACAAUUCCUUCACCCCCAUGGCUUGGUUUUUUGUUCUGACAUGCACUGUCAACUGUGAGACCUUAUAUAGACAGGUGUGUGCCUUUCCAAAUCAUGUCAUAUCAAUUGAAUUUACAACAGGUGGACUCCAAUCAAGUUGUGGAAACAUCUCAGGAAUAUCAAUGGAAACAGGAUGCACCUGAGCUCAAUUUCGAGUCUCAUUGCAAAGGGUCUGAAUAGUUAUCUAAAUGAGGUAUUUCAGUUGUUUUUUUUAAAUACAUUUUCACAAAUGUCUAAAAACCUGUUUUCAGUUUUCGUUAUCGGCUAUUGUGUGUCGAUGGCUGAGGAUAAAAAAAUAUAUAUAUUCUAGAAUAAGGCUGUAACAUAACAACAUUUGGAAAAAGUCAAGGGGCCUGAAUACAUUCCGAAGGCAAUCACCCUCAAGAUGAACCAUAAAAUAAGCCCUUGCAUGGUUACAAUGGGCAAGUUUAAAGGGAUCCACCCAUGUCUCACUGCAGUCACACAAUCAGGGAAUGUAAGGCCUCGCCCAGUUCCCUUUGGUAGUUCCCAUUGACAUAUAUGCAUGAAGCUUGAUGCAUCGUAAUAUAGCACUCCAGCUCAAGUAAUUCAAUCUUCUCUCUUCUCAGGUGUUCAUCCAUAACCCUCACAUGCGUGGCCAGUGGCAGGCAGCCUACCGUCUGAGCCAGAGUGCCCAGGACUCAGACAUCUCUUUGCUCAACAUCAACCAGGCAUUGAGCUGCUUGACAGCUGGUACUCGACGACCCAACACCACUGGAGACACGCUCCUCGUGGGCACCCAGACAAACCUGGCCUAUGAUGUACACAAAAUUGCUGACAUCUUCAACAGAGAGGUGACAGAUGGGGACAAUGCCAUCGCUUUAGGGAAAUUGGCGAACAUUGAGUACCCCCUCACCAUCAUCGGAGGAAACUGUGCCCUACAAGGAUUUGACUGUGAGGGGAACGACCAGUUCUGGACAGUAUGGAUUGUGUUCCUCUUUAUCAUAUGAACUGUUGUCUAACAUUGAAAUAGAAAUAGUUUUACCACAAUUGAGGAAAUUAUUUGUUUGUUUGUCUGGGUUCCUUUUCAGGACACGGGGGAUAAUGUCCGGUCAUUGGUUAUCUGUGCUUUUACUGGUAAUU
This is a messenger RNA of Oncorhynchus keta (chum salmon), 1458 nucleotides long. RefSeq names its product Bardet-Biedl syndrome 2 protein homolog. Gene Ontology annotation, biological process: non-motile cilium assembly. The transcript has 2 exons. NCBI's taxonomy places the organism in Eukaryota, Metazoa, Chordata, Actinopteri, Salmoniformes, Salmonidae. The record is from RefSeq and is a predicted model, not a curated record. Bases 966 to 1325 code for a protein of 119 amino acids. Gene Ontology annotation, cellular component: motile cilium; neuron projection; BBSome.